Molecule: messenger RNA, 6852 nt
Organism: Sclerotinia trifoliorum
Lineage: Eukaryota; Fungi; Ascomycota; Leotiomycetes; Helotiales; Sclerotiniaceae
Source: the annotation of a GenBank genome assembly
CUGUGCCCUUUUCAUGUACAUAACCAUAACUUGACGUUAAUGAACUAUAUCACCUACCGUACUCCGUAGCCCAACUACUCCUCCCGCUAAUUCCCAAGUCUCCACACACAUUACAACGUACAUAGGUGGAACUUCCUACAGCAAUACCUCCCAUACAACACCAUUUGAAAGGAAAAAAAGUCAACCACCUUCUCCAAAAUAAAAGCAACAGAUAAUAGAUCUCCGUUACAAAACGGGAUCAAGAAUCAGAAAACAAGCAUCCUAAAGAAAUUUACUGGCGAUUUCUAUAUCAUAAACCGGACUGAUGGAUUAAUGGCAAAGGGUACGAGUCAUAUUUUUGAAAGGCCACAAGAGUCGACAUCAUUUAACGAUAACGACCCAGAAAUAUCAAGACCACUCUCCACUGCAACUUCCAUUUCUUCAUCUUCUUCAUUUACUCCCAGGUACACAACCACCUUCACCUUGUUCACCUUGUUAUCUCCACCUGCGUUUCUUCAUCAUCAACAAUACCUUCUUAAUUAUUAAAUCCUUUUCAACUGCUCGCGACUGCCCAAUCACCAGUUGUGGAUGGUUGAGGGGGUUUAAGAGGUUAAUCUACGAGAGCCCAUACUCAUGUCUUCCAGAAUCACACGUUCAUCCGCCCGGCAAGCAGCCAGCUCCCUAGAAUCACCGGCCGCUUCUUCUGCGACUGCAUCGUCUGCAGCAGCAGCUCCACUAAGUCGCUCUUCAGCCCCAUCCCGAAAACGUAAAGCUACUGUGCGGGAAUCAAGUCCCGCUCUGGAACCUGAACCCACAAAGGCAACUCCAUCAAAGCGUCCAAAGCGUCAAAAAGUCUCAGAAACCGAAGCUCCCACACCUGCUCCUGCUUCAGCAGCAUCCUCUCGUCGAAAGAACGCAAAAGCUCCUGCGGUUAUGUCUAGUCAUAGGAAAGUUAAGAUUGAUUUGGAACGUGGUCUAGUGUCUAACAAUACAUGCAGUGAUUCUGCGGGUCCUUCCAACGAACCAUCCAAUACCACCGCCAGCUCAUCCAGGCGCAAGUCUAAUAGAAAUAAUAAGAAAGGUGGUCCAGGUCUGUUUAAAUCAUGGGCAAGACGAUCCAGUCGAAAGUAGCUAACAUGAAGCAGACGCCACAACCGGCACCCCGAGCUCGAGUAAGAAGUUAAAGAAAUCUGCCGUUGCCGAUAAGGAUGGAGACACAGCAAUGAACGACGCAGAUGGGAAGGCGCCACCACAUCCACUCGAUGACGACGAUGCCAGCGAUGACAACGAUGACGAUGAGAUUCCUCGAGAUUACGAUGGAGGUGAUGAUGAAGAUGACGAUCCAUUCGGUGGCUUCGGUGGACCUGGCGGGCCGCCUCAUGGGUUAUCGAGCACUUUGCGAGCUUUGAGCGGCAUGAUGUCCGGAGUUUCCUCUCGACUGCGCGAAAUCUUAUCACAAUUGAGGCAAAAAGAUGAGCCGUCUGUACAAUUGAUAGCAUUACAGGAACUUUCCGAGAUACUACUUGUGUCGACAGAGGACAAUCUUUCUGGUCACUUCUCUCCGGAUGCGUUUGUUAAAGAAUUGGUUGCUUUGAUGCAACCCUCUGAGUUUGAAUUUGGAGAAGGAAACCCUGAAAUGAUGCUCCUUGCCUGUCGGUGUAUUGCCAAUUUGAUGGAAGCUCUACCUGCCAGCACUGCAAACGUUGUAUACGGUGGCGCUGUUCCAGUUCUCUGCCAAAGAAUUUUAGAAUUUGCUUACAUCGAUCUAGCAGAACAGGCUUUAAGUGUGAGUGCUUCACUAUAGAUUUUCAGUUCAAAUGCUUACUUUCAUCUUAGACGCUCGAAAAAAUAUCUAUCGAAUAUCCAGCAUCAAUUGUGCGUGAGGGGGGAUUGACAGGCUGUCUGAAUAAUCUCGAUUUUCACGACACAAACGCACAAAGAACUGCCGUCACUACUGCCGCAAACUGCUGCAGAAAUAUCCCUGAGGAUUCAUUCAAUGUAGUCAAGGAUGUUAUGCCCAGUUUGCUGAACGUUUUUAACUCCAACGAUCAGAAAGUCGUUGAGCAAGGUUCACUAUGUGUAACUCGAAUUGUGGAGAGCUUCAGAUACCAUUCAAGCAAGCUCGAGGAACUCGUCAGCACCGAUCUACUCCGCGUCAUCCUUCGUCUUUUACUCCCUGGAUCUACUAAUCUUAUUGGUGCUAAUAUCCACACGCAAUUUCUCCGUGUUCUUGCUUUCACGGCAAAGGCUAGUCCUAAGUUGUCCGCCGAACUUUUCAAAAUGAACGUUGUCGAGACAUUAUAUCAAAUUUUGACUGGUGUUUCUCCGCCAAGCGCCACAGAGGACGUAGCAUCGAAGAUUGACAGUGUUGUCAUCAUGCAAGCUUUAAUUCACAGACCCCGGGAACAAGUUAUCGAAACUUUGAACGUUAUAUGUGAGCUCUUACCCGGAAUACCACGAAGUGGUAAUUCGAUGUUUGAUGAUGAAAUCGAUGUCGAACUUUCAUCAGGAGCAACAAACCCAUCAUCUGGUUCAAGAAAGAAGUCAGCUAAUGAGACUCGCAUCGAACUUUUGGAGGGCUGUAAAGAGGAAGUCAAGAGAUUUGCGAUCAUACUCUUUCCAACCUUGACAGAUGCGUUCUCUAGCACUGUCAAUUUACAUGUUCGCCAAAAGGUCCUUAACGCUCAGCUCAGAAUGCUCUCCAAUCUUGACAAAGAUAUUUUAAUGGAGGCUUUGAAAUCUGUUCCAUAUGCAUCGUUUUUGGCUGCAAUUCUUUCGCAGCAAGAUCACCCUAGCUUGGUCGUCUCUGCACUUCAAGCUACCGAGCUUCUCCUCGUCCGCCUAGAAGACAUAUAUCGUUACCAAUUUUACCGAGAAGGAGUAAUUGCUGAGAUUACUAAGCUAGCCACUCCUGAGGAAACCAAGACCGAAAAUAAACCCCCUUCUACAGGAACAAUUGAGUCAACUCCAGCCUCUGCCCAAGCUAGUGCAGAGCCUAAAAUCUCCGAAAAGGCAGGUCAGAAUGGAGAAGCACGCAACGAAGAGCACGCAUCAUCUGACGAAGAUAACGAGAACAACGAGGACGAGAAUGAAAAUGAAGUCGGACACAAUGAUGAUAUGCCAGAUGAUGUAACCGCUUCCCCAGUCAGCUCUCGUGGCUCUACAAUGUCGUUAGAUAACCCUCACCGACAUGCACCUUCAGAUUUCAAAAGUAUGCUGAACAUCAUUGCCGUCCGUGCACAAAGGUUCCUCGACGUUCAUGAAACCGAAAAGAAUAGCAAAGCUAUGAAGAAGAAAGCAAUGAAGAUUUUGACGAGUCUACAAUCCCUGGCUUCGGAUAUCAGGAACUUCUAUUUGACGCAAGGCCCCGGCAGCGGGUUUGAGCUUUUCGGAACACUCGCAUCCUAUUUCGAUGGCGAUGUUCUACAAAGUGUUACUAGUGCUGAGUUGUUAAAUUCUGAAAUCGUCCAGGUUUUACUAGAAGUCUUCAACAACCCCGAUGAACAGCUGGCCAAUGAUGCCAGAUCUGCUUUUCUCGAAGUCUUUAUGGGUCACACUCUUGCUAAGAAGUCUAACUCGGGAUCAGACACGCCUGCAACCCCAUUUGGUCUUCUCAUUCACAAGCUACAGGAUUUGUUGAGUCGAUCGGAGCAUUUUGAAGUAGUCACUGUUCACUCAAACAGCUUUGAUGGAAACAGGAGUAGUGCCGCUUCGAUGCUGGCCAAACAGAUCCGCCUUAAGUUGGUAGCUGAUGAGGAUUCCGAAAUUCCAAGAUCUUAUCGAAACAUUAUGGUAUCUAUCCAUGCUAUUGCGACUUUCAAGGCUUUGGAUGAUUACCUCCGUCCCAGAAUCAGCUUGUCUGAUCGCCCUCGGCCACCCAGAGCUAGAGAUGGACUUUCUGGUGCAUUAGCGGCCCUUGCCGCAGCCGGCUUGCCUAAUCCAUAUGCUGGUAUUCCCAACGCCCAGGCGCGUCUCGCAGCAGCAGCAGCUGCAGCAAACCCAACUGCAUCUACUCCUCGUACUUCUCGUAGAGCAAAAGCAAAGUCUGGUCCCGUUCCAACACCCGCAUCCGCCGACCAAUCGGCAUCGAAUACGCCAGCAGAAAAACCUGCUAGGCGAUCGUCUCGGCGUCAGGGAGCUCAGACUGAUCCGCCAAUCCCACCGCCUCCCAUGCAAGAAGAAGACGCACUUGCUAGUGCCCUCGAAUGUGCUGACGAGAGACAGAUGAGUGAGGAUGAUGAUUUGGAGGAUAGCGCUGCCUUAGAUACUAUUGUCGGCGACUUAGAAGAAGACAUGGAAGAAGAUUCUCCCGUCGAUCCUACUGCUGUAAACCUUGAAGUAGCAGCAGGUGGUAAGGUCACAGCCCGUAAGGAGGAUGGCACAAGAGUGGCAACUCCAUCACAAUCCGUGCCAAGCACUUCUCGCAGUAGCUCUGCACUUCAGGCAGCCGCAACCCAGGCAGCUUUGUCCACGCCAACCACAUCGUCAAGACCUAUGUCUUACGCAGCCGCAAUACAAGCUGUUCCGUCGGAUUGGCACAUCGAAUUCAGCUUGGAUGGCAAAGUCAUUGCUAAUGAGACUACAAUUUACCGUGCUGUUCAUACCAUGGCCAACACAGCCGAAGAUUACUCAAAUCGAAGUGUUUGGUCUGCUAUUCAUCCCAUUAAAUUUAAGCGCGUUCCUGGACCACCUCCUCCAGAGCCUAGCUCUCUCUCUCAAGCAUCUGAAAUUAGCACAGAAACCACUGCGUCUGGUAUUCCAGCAUCGUUAGACAAGCAUCCUGCAACAUCUUCAAUUCUUCGAUUGCUCAACAUCUUACACGCACUCAAUGCUAACCUAGAUGAUGUUUUGGCUGACAAUAAGGAUGCUUUGAAACUAAAUGCCGAGCCUUUAUCACAAUUUGUGAACACUAAGCUUACGGCAAAGUUGAAUAGACAACUGGAAGAACCCCUCAUUGUUGCUAGUAACUGUCUUCCGACCUGGAGCGAGGAUCUUGCUCGCCUUUAUCCAUUCUUGUUUCCUUUCGAGACGCGGCACCUAUUCCUACAAUCGACCUCUUUUGGCUAUGCUCGAUCAAUGACCAGAUGGCAAAAUGCCCAAUCUGCCGAUGAGUCUCGCCGAGAUCGUCAUCGUGAUGAACGUCCUUUCCUAGGUAGGCUUCAGCGUCAGAAGGUCCGGAUAUCUAGAUCGAAGAUCUUGGAGUCGGCCUUGAAGGUCAUGGAACUUUAUGGUGCAUCCCAGAGCAUCCUUGAGGUUGAGUACUUUGAAGAGGUUGGAACUGGUCUUGGGCCUACCCUUGAAUUCUAUUCAACCGUUUCGAAAGAAUUCUCCAAGAAGAAACUCAAGCUAUGGCGUGAGAAUGAUAACGAUACCGACGAGUAUGCAUUUGGUGCUCGAGGCCUUUUCCCAGCACCAAUGAGCGAAGAACAAUCAUUGAAUGAAAACGGAAAGAGAAUCUUACAUCUAUUCAAAAUGCUCGGCAAGUUUGUUUCUAGGUCGAUGAUUGACUCUCGCAUUAUUGAUGUCUCUUUCAAUCCAACAUUUUUCCGUAUUGGCGACGAGACGAACCCUGUAACACCUUCUCUCGGCGCGGUCAAAACCGUCGACCCUCAAUUAGCAAAGUCACUUAAGAUGAUAAAGAAAUUUUCUGUUGCGAAGAAGGCGAUUGCCGAGGACUCGACUCUGACAGCUACCCAGAAAGUCCUUGCGACAGAAGCAUUGGAAAUCGACGGAGCCAAAAUUGAAGAUCUCAGUUUAGACUUUACCCUUCCUGGUUAUGACAUUGAUCUCCUCCCUAACGGCUCUUCAAUUCCUGUCACUAUUGAUAACGUCGACCUCUAUCUUGAGAAGGUUAUUGAUAUGACUUUGGGAAGUGGUGUUCAACGACAAGUUGAUGCCUUCCGUGCUGGUUUCACUCAAGUCUUCCCAUACUCUGCUCUGAGAGCCUUCACUCCAGAUGAGUUGGUUAUGUUAUUUGGAAGAAUUGAAGAAGAUUGGUCACUUGAGAGUAUGUUUAUUGACCUCCUCUGAUUGCAAUAUAGAUUAAUGCUAACAUUUCUAUAGCUUUGACGGAUUCUAUCAAGGCAGAUCACGGCUUCCAUAUGGACAGCAAGAGUGUGAAGAAUCUGCUUCAAACGAUGAGCGAGCUCUCCCUACCAGAGCGCCGGGAUUUUCUUCAAUUCACAACUGGAAGCCCAAAACUUCCCAUUGGUGGUAAGUUAAAAUCUAUAUUUCUUUUAUUGACUGACAGCUAAACAUUUCCAGGUUUCAAGAGUCUUACACCAAUGUUCACUGUGGUUUGCAAACCCAGUGAGCCACCUUAUUCCUCUGACGAUUAUCUACCAAGUGUCAUGACAUGUGUCAACUAUCUCAAAUUGCCCGAUUACACCGAUCUCGAUGUCAUGCGACGACGUAUGAAUACUGCCAUUAGGGAAGGACAAGGAGCUUUCCAUCUGUCAUAAGGCAUAUGUUAAUAGUGGAAAUUGGACUGAGUCUGGCGUGCAUUAGGUCUGGUCAAACAGGGAAUUGAUAUUUUCGGGCUUGUCAUUGGAGGAUGAACAAAAUUGGGGGUUGGUUUGCUUAUUUUUGAGUCCAAACCACGAUGUAUUCAAGAGCUAUUUCUCGCAGUGUUCUCUUCUUUUUAUCGGACAAAUUUUAUUUUCUUUAAACCUUCUAUCUACUUUGUAAUGGAAGUUGGAGAGGGAGUCAAAUUGCAUGGAUUGGUCGUUUGGGCGCAUAGUUUGUGAACCGGAUCCCCUGGGAGGGGAAGGGUCGCAAAUAUGACUGGACUGGACUGGUGGAUUGGACUGGAAGGGGUUUUUUAGCUUCUAACUACUUUACACUUCUACUAUUGCUUUGCAAAACAUUCUCAAU